This is a messenger RNA of Melanotaenia boesemani (Boeseman's rainbowfish), 1286 nucleotides long. Its product is annotated as cocaine- and amphetamine-regulated transcript protein-like. The record is from RefSeq and is a predicted model, not a curated record. NCBI's taxonomy places the organism in Eukaryota, Metazoa, Chordata, Actinopteri, Atheriniformes, Melanotaeniidae. Bases 460 to 759 code for a protein of 99 amino acids. Gene Ontology annotation, molecular function: neuropeptide hormone activity. The transcript is spliced from 4 exons. Gene Ontology annotation, biological process: adult feeding behavior; negative regulation of appetite; cellular response to starvation.
AUCUUGAAAUUAGAGAAGUUUAAAAAAAAGUAUAUUUUCUCAUUUGAUGAUGUUUUUUCAGAUGGCAUCUUUAUCAGCUUCAGCCCUUCUAAUGAAAAACAGGGGUCAUGGCCAUCUGACAGGAAGUCAAGUGUGGCAUUUCAGAAUGAAAGCACCACAAGGAGUCUCCAUUUCAGCAUUCAGAAAGGAUGGUCAGGAUUUGAUGGAAACUACAUAAACGCAUGGCUCCAUCCUGUGAGUGAGGCUUCCUGUGAUGAUGUCACACUUUGCCGCCAGGUGACGGACCAUCCAGGGUUCAGGUCCAGGAGUGGAAAGCGGUCCAAUCCCAUUAGGACUGAGAUGUCUCUAGUUACAUAAGGAGCAGCAGGUUAAUCUGAUCUGCAUCCAGGUGAUCCUCACUCUGCUCGCAGUCUCCAUGGCGUCCACAUGAAGCUCUGACCAGAAGUCUGGGACAUCGCCAUGGCGAAGCCAGAACUGCUGUCCAUCGUCCUGCUGGGUGUCCUCCUGUUGGCUGUGAACGUGUCAGGAUGGCGCCAGACAGAUGAGACGGAGGACAGCAGAGAGUUGCUGAUGACCCUACAGAACGUUCUGGAGAAGCUUCAGAGCAGAAAGUUUUCAACGUUGGACCGAAGACAGAGCCGUCUCCCGCCUUGCUCAGUGGGGGCAUGGUGCUCGGUGAAAAAGGGUCCUCGUUUUGGUCCCCUGUGUGACUGCCAGCAAGGAUCCAGGUGUAACUUCUUCUUCCGGAAGUGUCUCUGACCUUCAUGACCUCGUCCUGCUUGUCUUCUGAUCCAGAGAGAUGUGGACCGCACCGGUCCAGUCUGAACAGAACCAGCUUAUACAUCCAGACCAGGAUCAGAGCAACAGACUGAACAAUGUGAUGACAUCACUGUGACAUCAUCACAGUACCAUGUGAUCUCAGAGUUCUGUCUGCAGGUUUUCUAAUAAAAUGACUGAUCGGGUCCUUGUUGUGUUUGUUCAUCAACAGCAGCAGAACCGGACGGAGUCUGAGAACAUCUGAAGGGACCGACUCAGCAGGGAACAUCUUUAUUUAUUUUUCUCAAACAAUGGAACAAAAGUUCAGCCUCAGUAGUCAGAGUUUCUACACAUAGUGAGGUCAGUGAAGUACACACAACCAGAUGAGUUCAAAUGAGUAAACAAGCCCUUAAAACAACAACAUCAAAGAAAAACCUGCUGAGAUCAACCAAACUUCCCCUAAACGCAGGAACCAAUCACCAGUCACAUCUCUGCUUGUGUCACUAACCCGUCUACCCGUCCAGAACCAG